AUGGGUGACCCAGCCCGGGCCCGCGCCUGGCUGGCGGACAUAUGGAGCCCCGCGGUCAUGGUGGUGGCCAGCCCCGAGACGGAUGCGGCAUGCCUGGCGAGCACGGGCCUCACGGUGGUGGAGCUGCUCCGUCCCUUUGGCGUGAUACCCCACCUGAACGGCACUGUCGGGGUCCCCAUCCGGACUGCGGCGGAGCACCCCGUCAGACUCCACUCCUGGCGCCUGCGCUUCUACGCCCCCCAGCACAUGUUCCAGCCCAGCCCGGCGGCAGCAGACGCGCACCUGCGCGGUGUGCUCAGCGCUGCCGCCGCAGCGGGAGUGAUGAGCCCGGUCCCCGACCUGGACACUCUGAUCCAUGCAGGGAGUGUGAGCGAGGCGGCGCCCUGGUUUGAGGUCUACCGCACCGAGUUCUUCCGCAUGAUGGCCUUUGGCGAGCACGAGACGAUGGACCACCCCGUGGCCUGCUUGCUGGUCGUGCCUUCUACACACAGGGGCGGCAUGGGGGCUGCCUUCGAGGAGCUGUACGCCCGCGCGCCCCUGCCCCCCCUCAUGCGCUCCGGCGCCAUGGAAUCCUCCCUCCUGCGCCUCCACCUCGUCCUGCAUGACGCCCGCGCCAGCAGCGCAGAGGACCUGGAGAGGGCUGAGAUGGAGCUGAGGGGCGUGAGUUCCCAGCUGGGCAGCGCAUGCCAAAUCCUGACGAUCAACCACGGGUCCGAGGAGACCCCCGUCAUGGACCCGCGCUUCUGGAUCUCCUCCAUGGAAGGUGCGCUGGGCGACUACGUGCGCGAGGCGGCGGUGCGGGUGCUCAUCCCGCACCUGGAGGCGCGCAUCCGCGGCCUGAACGCGCACGUGUCGGACGCGCGGCGCGGCCUGCGGAACCAGCUCAACCUGGCGGACCUGGCGCUGAUGCUGGGGGACGUGGACGGCGCGGCCUCCACGCUGCGCCUGCUGGCCGCCGACCUGAAGGCGGACCGCGCCUUCCGCCACUACGCGGGCGCGCAGGAGGCGCUGGGCGUCUGCGCCGCGCUCUCCGGCGCGCCCUCCGCCGAGGAAGACAACACCGGGGCGGGGCUGCUGCUGGAGCAGGCUGCGCACUCCCUGCUGCGCCUGCAGCCGCCGCGAGCGCGCAAGUUCGCCUUCCACCUGGUGCUGGCGGGGCUGCGGUACGGCGCCUGCGACCAGGAUGGCCUGGCCCAGCGAUGCUACAGACAAGUGCUGGAGGUGUACCGAGGCAAGGGCUGGGGCCUGGUGGAGGAGCACCUGCACGAUGUGCUGGGCCGGUACGCCAGGGAGCUGGGCGACCUGGCCUCCGCGGCGCGCUGCCACGCCGCCUUGCUCGGCGCGCAGCGCAGCGGGCCCGGCACGCAGCGCUCCCACCUCGACCAGCUGUACGACACCGUCAGGCUGGCUGCCGCCAAGGAGGUGGCGCUGCCCCCGCUGGAGCUGCCGCUGCCUGAGAUGGACCUGGAGCGCCCCGGCCUCGUUUUCCAGGGUCAAACCUGGUACGGCAACGCCGCUGCGCGGCAGGCCCCCGCCGAGCUGUGGAGGCCACUUGAGCGCGCUGUCGUCGGGGACGUGCGGGAGGCGGGGCCCUCUUGGCUGGACGGGGCGGCGCCGCAGCGCGCGCAGCGCCGCGUGCCUGUCUGCUGCGUGGGCGAGCCGGUGAGCAUCGACCUGAGGAUCAGCAACCCGCUGUCCGUCGACCUGGAGGUCAGCCGCCUGCGGCUGGUGUGCCGGCUGGAGGCCGGGGCGGGUGCCGCGUCAUCGGCCCCCGGCGCCACGUCAGGCUCGCGCCCAACCGACGUCGCCGAUGGGGUCGAGGUGUGGGAGGAGCGUCUGCGCCUCCGCGCCGGCGAGGCCACCGUGGUCUGCCUGCGCGCGGCGCCGCGGCGCCGCGGCACGUUGCACCUGGACGCCGUGGCCUGGACGCUGGACGGCGCGGCGGACGGGCUGCGCCCGCUGGCGGUGCGCCAGCCCCUGCCGCUCAAGCCCGGGACGGGCGCGGUGUGCAUUGACGCGGCGCGGCCCCCGGCCGCCGGCUUCCGGCUCGAGGUCGGGCCGGCGCUGCCCUGCCUGGAGCUGGCGCUGGAGGGCCUGUCGCCCACCUGCCUGGCCGGCCAGGUGGCGCUCGCCACGCUGCGCCUGCGCAACGCCGGCGGCGUCCCCCUGGCCGGCCUCAGGCUGGCGGGCGGGGCAGGGUGGCACCUCGCCGGCGCCGUGCCCGCGCCGGGAAUCGACGGCCGCGCCCUGAGCCUGGGCCAGCGACUGCUGGUGUCGUCCGAGGCGGGCGACUGGGCCGCGGGCGGUGUGACGGAGGGUGCAGAGCCCGUGCAGGCGCCGGGGCCGCCGGCACUGAGGGGCCAGUCCGCACUCAAAAACCUGGCCUGGACGCUGGUCCCCGGGACCCCCGCCCGGCUCUACUCCGCGCCCGAGGUCCAGCUGGCGCCGGGGGAGGAGCUGAGCCUGCCCUGCGUCAUCAGGCUGACGCGGCCCGGCCCGCGCUUGCUGUGCAUCGCGGCGUCGUACCGUGUGGCCGGCGGCGCCGUGCAGGGCGCGGCGCAGCGCUCGACGCGCUGCGCCUUUGAGACGGUGGUCCAGCCGUCGCUGCAGCUGUCGGCCGCCGUCGCGGCGGGGACCUGCGAGCCGGGGGCCGCGCUGCUGCAGCUGGGGGUAGUCAACCUGCAGGGCCUGGAGGCCUUCGAGCUGCACCGGCCGCGCUGCCCCGGCUGGACCUCCAGCGACAGGGGCGGGGGGUUGGAGGGCGGGGCGCACGGCGACGCCGGGGAUAGCCCCGCCGCCCCGCCGCCACGAGUGGACGAGCUUGCGGCGGGGGGCGCCGUCACGCGGCACGCCUGGCUGCGCCGGCGGGAUCCGGCGCGGCCGCUGCCGGCCGACUGCGACGUGGUGCUGCCCUGGUUGGCCGCGAAGCGGGCGGGGGCGGGCGCGAGACGCGGGCUCUCCGCCGUGCCGCGCCAGUUGUGA
Auxenochlorella protothecoides is the source of this 2982-nucleotide messenger RNA. Its product is annotated as Trafficking protein particle complex subunit 8. Bases 1 to 2982 code for a protein of 993 amino acids. Gene Ontology annotation, biological process: endoplasmic reticulum to Golgi vesicle-mediated transport; protein localization to phagophore assembly site. Gene Ontology annotation, cellular component: TRAPPIII protein complex; phagophore assembly site; cytoplasmic vesicle. The record is from RefSeq and is a predicted model, not a curated record. The transcript is spliced from 13 exons. Lineage: Eukaryota; Viridiplantae; Chlorophyta; Trebouxiophyceae; Chlorellales; Chlorellaceae.